AUGUUCAGCUUACGGCCAGUGAUUGUCGUUGACGGCACACACUUGAAGGGCAAGAAUAGGGGUAUUUUGUUUGUUGCAGUGACGAAGGACGACAACGAGAGUUUGUUCCCACUCGCGUAUGGUGUUGGCCCGAAAGAGAACGAUGAAUCGUGGACUUAUUUCAUGUCACGCAUUCGACGUGUUUAUGGCCAAGCCAAUCCACUUUUGAUUGUCUCUGAUCAACAUAUCUCCAUUGCCAAUGCUAUCAGGAAUGAGUUACCAAAUGCCACCCACGGCCUAUGCUACUACCAUUUGCAAAAUAACCUGAAGCAUUACAGUAAGGCAGUGGUCGAGGUGUAUCGACAAGCUGCAUUUGCGUACGAGAAGUCCGACUUCACUAGGGCUAUGAACGCCCUGAAGGUUAUGAAGAGAGCCGCGUACGAUAAACUAAUGGGGAUUGGGUCGGAAAAGUGGGCUCGUUCGAUGUGUCCUAUGCCUGUGCGACGCUACCGUUUUAUGACAUCAAAUGCUGCUGAAGCUUUUAAUUUCAGAUUGUUGUGGGCAAGAAGACUUCCUAUCUGCUCGAUGUUAGAGGCAAUCAGAAUUGUUAUUGAGAAAUGGUUCAGCGAGCGACUAAGGGCUGCACAACAAAUCGAGCAAGGCUUGACUGCUGAGGCCGGUAAAAGGGUAGCUAUUGAAGUCCAAAAAAGUCAUCGAUACACUGCACAAAGGUUGAGUGGCAUGAAGUAUAAGGUGCAAACUGCGAGGGUGCGCUGUUGGAUCACCGCUAGAUGCUACCACCAUCUGUCCGAGGCCCGGGACGCGCUCCAAUGCCCAGACAUAUAA
Messenger RNA from Salvia miltiorrhiza (redroot sage), 825 nucleotides. RefSeq lists its product as uncharacterized. Bases 1 to 825 code for a protein of 274 amino acids. NCBI's taxonomy places the organism in Eukaryota, Viridiplantae, Streptophyta, Magnoliopsida, Lamiales, Lamiaceae. The transcript has a single exon. The record is from RefSeq and is a predicted model, not a curated record.